Messenger RNA from Serpula lacrymans var. lacrymans S7.9, 360 nucleotides. RefSeq lists its product as uncharacterized. NCBI's taxonomy places the organism in Eukaryota, Fungi, Basidiomycota, Agaricomycetes, Boletales, Serpulaceae. The coding region runs from base 1 to 360 and encodes 119 amino acids. The record is from RefSeq and is a predicted model, not a curated record. The transcript is spliced from 2 exons.
AUGCAGACAAAAAGUCAUAUAUUUGUCCUGUCACUUAUUCUGCCUCUGGUGCAUGCACAGUUUGGCACCUUUUUUGACCAAAUGUUCGGCGGUCAUCACCAACAGCCACAGCAGCAGCAAAGACCAUCUGGUACCUCUCAAUGGGCUGCUCAUUCUGACUCCAUGCAAUGUUCACAGUACCUUUGCACCGACACCUUGGCCUGCGUAUCGCAACCAUCUGAAUGUCCUUGUCCUAGUGUUGAAGACGUUAAAUGUAUGGUUCCAGACACCCAGGAUAAAGAUGCUGCUACGGUUGUCUGUGUUCGGGGAGAAACCGAAUGUUCUGUCGUUGAACGCUUAAUGCGUAGCUACUCGAAGUAG